Molecule: messenger RNA, 3849 nt
Organism: Labrus bergylta (ballan wrasse)
Lineage: Eukaryota; Metazoa; Chordata; Actinopteri; Labriformes; Labridae
Gene: tox4b
Product: TOX high mobility group box family member 4 b
Biological process (GO): regulation of transcription by RNA polymerase II
Cellular component (GO): nucleus
Molecular function (GO): chromatin DNA binding
Source: RefSeq, a predicted model, not a curated record
UCCAUAUUUAUAUGUUUUUGGAAGGAAUCUCGCGACCCCCCCUAACAGUCUUCCACGACCCCCCCAGUGAGUCCCAACCCCCAAUUUGGGAACCACUGCUCAAAGGGAUGUAGCCUACGUGUCUUUUUAAAAAUAUAUAUAUAUUUUCUGUUGUAGCUGUCUGAUUUUAUUUUGAAAAUCAUGUUACCAAACAUCCGGUGCUGUCUUCGUGUAAACUUGACUGCUUUUGUGCGCUGACUCAAUCAAUGAUCCGUUGCUCGGGGUUUCGAUUGAGCAGCCUGGCCCGGGCCAACACGAAGCGAUAAUAUGGGGAGUCGGGUCUGCGCGUCUUUUCUGUCUUUCACCUUUACAGAGUUUAUCAUCGUUACCUGAAGCUGUCUCCGUUUAACCCGCGCGGCUGUGUUCUCCGUUCACCGCGGCUGUUUGUUCGAUGUCGCGUUUGAGGACCGUCCGUCAAACCAGCACCUGGCGUCUGCCGGCGGAGUGAAGAGCGCCGCAGCCUUGCGUCAAAGCCAGCUAAAAGCUAAACCGUGGGUAGGACAAGUCAGCGAUAAAGACCGGCAACAGCCACGUUACCCCGAGCUAGCCAGGCAGCCAGCAAGACGGGUUAUUUUUGGCACGGUUGCGUUCACAUGCUCCGUUUUAGACGCUAGUCCAAACAUCUGUGCAGAAGCUGCAAGAAAAAAAACCUUUUGAGUGUAUUUUAGGGUUUGUAUAUCGUCUCACCAGGUACCUGAACACAACUCUGUUUUUAAAGCACAGGUAAAGAAAAAACAGUUAAUUGUGAUUAAUUGCGCAACAUCUGGUUUAAAAAAAAGGGGCCUCAUAUCUAACACAUGAGGCCCGGUUGAAAAAAGAUGGACCUGAAUUUUUAUUCGGAUUUGACGGACGGUACCGGGCAGCACGACGGGGAUCCAGAGUUCCUGGAUCCGCAUUCAUUCAAUGGAUUUGAUUCUGACAACAAGUUCCCUGGAGGAAGUGACAACUACCUGACAAUCUCCGGGUCCAGCCAUCCCUUCCUCUCGUCUUCAGAGACCUUCCACACCCCCAGCCUCGGCGAUGAGGAGUUCGAGAUCCCCCCGAUCUCUCUGGACCCGGACUCGGCCCUCACCGUGUCGGACGUGGUGUCGCACUUCGGCGAGCUGUCGGACACGGGACCCUCGGACAGCGUGGUGGUCCCCGGGAACGCCGUGGUGGAAGGGGACGACCCGUCGUUCGCCUCCACCUUUGUCAACGCCCCCUCGCAGGGGCUUGAGCACCUGAGUCUAGGGGUCAUAGGUCACCAGUCGGGAGGCGGCGCUCUGCUGGGGUCGUCACUGGGGAUGGACCUCGGCCAUCCGAUCGGCUCUCAGUUCAGCAGCUCGGUCACCAUCGACGUCCCGCUGGGCGACAUGAGCCAGGGCCUUCUGGGCUCCAGCCAGCUCACCACCAUCGACCAAUCGGAGCUCAGCGCUCAGCUGGGGCUCGGCCUGGGAGGAGGGAACAUUUUACAACGCUCCCAGUCGCCCGAACACCGGCUGUCGGCCACGGCGUCGCCCACCAGCUCGCUGCAGGACGACGACAUGGACGACUUCAGGAGGAGCGUCCUGGUCGAGUCCCCCGUCUCCCUGGCCGUCUCCCCCGCCGUCAUCUCGCUCGACCCCUCGCUGUCGGCGCCCCCUCUCUCCGCUCCGGCCUCCAGAGAACAACAGAAGAGAUACCCCAACGAGCAUCAGAAACCCGUGUCGGCCUACGCCCUGUUCUUCAGCGACACGCAGGCGGCCAUCAAGGGGCAGAAUCCCAACGCCACGUUCGGAGAGGUGUCGAAGAUCGUGGCGUCCAUGUGGGACAGCCUCGGCGAGGAGCAGAAACAGGUUUACAAGAGGAAAAACGAAGCGGCAAAGAAGGAUUACUUGAAGGCGAUGGCGGAGUACAGAGGUGGACAUUUUUCUCAGGCUCCGAUUGAAGUGAUGGACACCUCCCCGUCGCCCCCUCCUCCAGCCCCCGCCCCCUCCAUCAAGACCUCCCCCGCCUCCACCCUGUCCACUCGCACCACCCGCUCCCAGCACUACAACCCCGAGGAGAACACCAUCACCAACAUCUGCACGUCCAACAUCAUCCUGGACCUCCCCCAGGUCACGACGCGCUCUCGGACUGGCGCCAUUAAACCCCAACCCCCACCCGCCCUGCAGAACCCCCCCGCCGUCACCAAAAUCAUCAUCAAACAGACACAGCUGCCCUCCGGCGGCGUGUCCGUCACGGCGACGGCCGCCUCCUCGCCGCGGCAGCCUCCGCCCCUCCAGCAGAUGCAGAGCAACCCUCCUCCCCCGCGGCUGCAGCAGAUGGUGCGUGCUCAGGCUCCGCCCCCUCUGCAGGCCAAACCGCGGGGAGGAGGAGCAGCCGCCGCCGCCAAGGCUCCGCCCCCGCUGCAGAUCAAAGUCGUCCCGCCGGCGAGACAGUCGGACGCGAGCGUGCCGAUCAUCGUGACGUCAUCGGGCGACGCGCCCACAUCGGUGUCGCUGCUGGGUCUGAGGAUGGAGGUCGGUCAGUCGGGCGACGUGGAGGCGGGAGGAGAGGAAGUGGUGGAGGCGGAGGAAGGGAUGGAGGUGGAGGUGAACAUCGCCCCCGUCCCCAGCAUGACCCCCACCGCCGGCCGGAACGUGUGCGUGCGCGCCGGCUGCAACAACCCGGCCGUGGAGAGCAAAGACUGGGACAAAGAGUACUGCAGCAACGAGUGUGUCGCCAACCACUGCAGAGAUGUGUUCAUGGCCUGGUGUUCCAUCCGAGGGCAGAACUCCACCACCGUCACAUAGGGAAGAAGAAAAACUGACGAGCAACAAAAAAAAAAAAAAAAAACUCGCCAGUUUAUACGCUUCACGGAGAGGAAACACGGACAAGGAACAGAAAAUAAAUAAAAAUUAACACGAAGGAAUGAAUGGUCAGGCUCAGGUAUCGGCACAUAAUCAUGAGGGGAAAAAACUAAGAGGAAGACGCACCUGCAGGGGAGAAAGAAAAAGCUGAAAGUCACUAAGAUGCUUUUUUUUUUUUUUUUUUUCUGGGAUCGAUUAACCUCCCCUGAGGACACAAAUAAUGCAACAGAGGAAACUAAAGACUGGACUCUGACUUCCCUAAUGAUCCUCUCUAUUGGGAAUCUGCAUCACAGACUUCUAUAUAUAUACAAAUAUAUACAUAAAUAUAUCAAAUGGAUCAUUUUUUAUGGACUUGGUGUGUUUUUAAUUGUCAUGAAAAGAUGAAAAAGAGCAGGAAAUCAUGACCCUGCAGAUAAAUUCAGCUUCUUGGAUCUUCCCAUCACGGUCGCAUCGAGGACUGAUUCACGUCAAAGGGACGGACGAGCAACGAGCUGGACGAAGCACAAACAGUCUUAAAGGUUCGUUUGGAGGCGAGGUGUUUGAGCCGCUCGAAGACAAAAACGAUCGUUGAAACCAUGCGAGAGGAAACUUUCCAAACAGGUGCUAACAUUCAGGAAACUACAAACGGUUUCCUCAGUUCUCAUUUUUUCUGCCGAGUCACCUGAAAAACAACAACACGAGAGUUUUAAAGGUGCAUCUUUUGUUUUAUGACAAACUUUUGUGGUGUAAUGUGUUUGAGGGGGGAAAAAAGAAGAAAAUAUAUGAAAUAAAGACACCAGCUUCAACAACACUUCUGUAAGGGGGGCAGGGGGGGGUUAAGGGAAUCCAGUGUAAAAGCUUUACUUUUUAACAUGACGGUGUUUUAAUUUAAAGAGCUGCCUUCAGGGCGGUUUGAUGACGGAGGACAGGACGGUCGAUGAUGCAGUGAUCAUGCUGGUUGAUUGUAAAUAUCCUGGAAAUGUUUGUAAUUGUGAAAUAAAAUAUUUUAUGUUUUAAUAUA